GUUGAUAUAUAUAUACAUUACAAUUCAAUCCCCAAUUACGCGCAGAGAAACCGAAAUUGCCCACACAAAACCUAAGAAUCUGAAACCAUUUUCAGCGGAAAUGAUGGCCGGCUACGCCGUCAAGGGAAAUGACAUCGAGGCUGGCGGGAAGAAUGGCGGCGGCGGAUUGUACCCUGGGAUGAUGGAGAACCCGCAGAUGCGUUGGGCCUUCAUCCGCAAGGUUUACGUCAUCGUUUUCGCCCAACUCUUCAUCUGCACCGCCGUUUCCGCCGCCAUGUUCUUCACCCCCGCCGUCAAGACGUUCAUGGCUACCACCAACGGGCUGAUUGCCCUCAUUGUCUUAGUCAUCCUCACCUUCAUUCUAAGCAUAGCAAUGGGAUUCUGCAGCCAGAAACAUCCAUGGAACUAUGUUCUUUUGGGGCUCUUUACUGUCUCAAUGGCUUUCAUGAUUGGAGUGGUGUGCACUUACAAGAAAGGAAUGCCUAUCAUGAUAGCUGCCGGUGUGACCGCAGUCGUGUUUGUUGCUCUUACCUUGUACACAUUCUGGGCUGCCAAGAGAGGCUCUGAUUUCUCCUUUCUUGCCCCCUUCUUGAUCUGUGCUCUCAUGGUGCUCCUCAUCUUUGGUCUCAUCAGGAUGUUUGUUCAUAUGGGGAGCAUUGGGCAGUUGAUAUACGGGUGUUUGGGGGCGCUCAUCUUUUCGGGGUUCAUCAUCUACGAUACCGACAACUUGAUCAAGCGAUUCAGCUAUGACGAAUAUAUUGCUGCAGCUUCUUGUCUGUUUAUGGAUAUCAUCAACCUUUUCUUGGCCAUUCUUAAUAUCUUGGAGGGCUCUGAUUGAAGAGGAAGAAGACUCGCUACAUCCUUCGCCCCGGAGUAUCUGUCUUGUUUAACAUAAAUUCUAGUUAAACAAAACAAUGUAGAUAAU
Molecule: messenger RNA, 925 nt
Organism: Cuscuta campestris
Lineage: Eukaryota; Viridiplantae; Streptophyta; Magnoliopsida; Solanales; Convolvulaceae
Source: the annotation of a GenBank genome assembly